AUGGAGCUAAUGAACGAACAGAUACAUCUGCCAGUUGCCCCGAAUCUGAAACUUAAUAAAUAUUUGUUGUGUUGUGUGGGACAAUGGCCGUACCAGACACCGUUGGAGAAGAUUUUAGUUGGAUCUGUAUUUUUACCAAUCGCUGGGUUCCAAGUGAUGUUUCAGACUUGGGGAAUGAUAGCAUCUUUAAUCUUCGACGACUUUAACGCGUUCGUGGAAGAUUUUUCUCCUGGCCUCAUUAGCUAUAUGUGUUUUAUGAAAUAUUUCAAUUUUUUCAAUCGUCAGUCGAUAAAGACACUUUUAGACACGAUGCAAGAGGACUGGAAGUUAUAUACAAAGUCGAAAGAAGAGUAUGACAUUAUGUGUAAACAUUACGCACUCGGUAAAAGGGUUACAUUUCUGUACACAGUGUCCAUAUUUGGGACAAUGGGACCCUACAUGUUCGUGCAACCGAUAGUGAACGUAUUUAAGAAAUUCGGCCUCGUCAAUGGAACCAUCGUACGCGAGCUAAUGUUUCGCUACGAUUAUUUCAUGAACGUGGAGAAAUAUUACUAUCCUCUUCUACUGCACACCAUGACCGGAACCGUAACGUUCAUCUUAAUGGUUGUCGCCUGCGACUCGAUGAUAGUGCUUUUCAUUCGUCACGAGUGCGGACUUUGCGAAAUUCUGGGAUCUCGACUAAGAAACAUUGUGGAAAGCGAUAAUAUGGAUAUUGAGUUGAAUCCUGACAAACACGACGAUAAAGCUUAUCAAACUGUGAAGAGCUGUGCAAUAUUGCACAAACAUAUACUUCACUUUGGUAAUACGAUCGAGGAAAUGAAUACGAUGUCUUCUUUCCUUCAAAUAGGAUUCAACAUGAUCGGAAUGAGCUUCACUCAGUUUCAGGCAAUUGCGAAUUUAGACGAUCCGAAUAUGGCUGUAAGAUUCAUUCCGUUUUCAAUGUGCUUGUACUGUAUCUUAUUGCUAUCCAGCCUGCCAGGACAACAGCUGUCGGACUGCACUGGAAGCAUCUUUGUGAAUACACUCGAGAACAAAUGGUAUCAAUCGUCUAUUCAGGCCAGAAAAAUUUUGCAUAUUAUAUUGCUAAAAAGCAUGCAGCCAAUGAGAUUAACAGCUGGUAAACUCUACAUCUUAGAUUUACAAAACUUCACUGCGGUUCUAAAGGCGUCGUUUUCCUACUGUAUGGUACUAUGCUCUUUUAAAUAA
Molecule: messenger RNA, 1206 nt
Organism: Nomia melanderi (Alkali bee)
Lineage: Eukaryota; Metazoa; Arthropoda; Insecta; Hymenoptera; Halictidae
Product: odorant receptor 13a
Biological process (GO): sensory perception of smell; detection of chemical stimulus involved in sensory perception of smell
Cellular component (GO): plasma membrane
Molecular function (GO): olfactory receptor activity; odorant binding
Source: RefSeq, a predicted model, not a curated record